AUGAAGUUCUCCGCUGUUCUCUUCGCUGCCGGCGCUCUCGCCUCCGUCAUCCCUGAGGUCUCCGAGCCCGUCGAGUCCGGCUCUGCCGUCGUCACCACUGACGCUCCCGAGGCCACUGAUGCCGUCACCGAAGACUCCAAGUGGACCACCUCCACUGUCUACGAGACCAACGUGAUCACCAUCACUGACUGCGAGGACACCGUCACCGACUGCCCCGGUGACGCCACCAAGGUCAUCACCGAGACCAUUGCCGUCUCCACCACCGUCUGCCCCGUUGAGGAGACCGAGACCCCUGAGGAGCCUGAGGAGCCCGAGACUCCUGAGGAGACCGAGACCCCCGAGGAGCCCGAGGAGACUGAUGACUCUUCCCCGAGGAGCCCGAGCCUACCCUACACCACCGUCAUCCCCACCGUCAUCGUCGAGACCUACGUUGAGGACUGCCCCGCUCCCACUGGCCUUCCCCCACCCCCACCGGUGGCGUUCCCGGAGGCUGCUCUGGCUCCAACUGCACGUAAUUCUGGUCCUAAGCCUUCCAGCCCCGUCACCGCUGGUGCCGCCUCCAUGGCCGGCUCCAUCUUCUUCGCCGCCGCUGCCGGUAUCGCUGCCUACGCUUUCGCGUAA
Messenger RNA from Parascedosporium putredinis, 621 nucleotides. NCBI's taxonomy places the organism in Eukaryota, Fungi, Ascomycota, Sordariomycetes, Microascales, Microascaceae. The record is from the annotation of a GenBank genome assembly.